CCUGGAAAAGGUGGCUGUGAAGUGACAAGAUGGCCUGGUGGAAAGCCUGGAUUGAACAGGAGGGUGUCUCAGUGAAGGGCAGCCCCCACUUCAGCCCUGAUUCUGAUGCAGAGACCCUCUACAAAGCCAUGAAGGGAAUUGGGACCAAUGAGCAGGCCAUCAUUGAUGUUCUCACCAAGAGAAGCAACGCACAACGGCAGCAGAUUGCCAAGUCCUUCAAGAUGCAGUUUGGCAAGGAUCUCACAGAGACCUUGAAGUCAGAGCUGAGCGGCAAAUUUGAGAGGUUCAUCGUGGCCCUAAUGUACCCACCAUACAGAUAUGAAGCCAAGGAGCUGCAUGAGGCCAUGAAGGGUUUGGGAACCAAAGAGAGUGUCAUCAUCGAGAUACUGGCAUCUCGGACCAAGAACCAGAUCCAAGAGAUAAUGAAAGCAUAUGAAGAGGACUAUGGGUCCAUCCUAGAGGAAGACAUUCAGUCAGACACAAGCGGCUACCUGGAGAGGAUCCUGGUGUGCCUCCUGCAGGGCAGCAGGGAUGACAUGAGUGGUUUUGUGGACCCUGGCCUAGCCCUGCAGGAUGCACAGGACCUGUAUGCAGCUGGUGAGAAGAUCCAUGGAACUGAUGAGAUGAAAUUUAUCACCAUCCUGUGUACACGGAGUGCUACCCACCUGAUGAGAGUGUUUGAGGAAUAUGAGAAAAUUGCCAACAAGAGCAUCGAGGACAGCAUCAGGAGUGAGACCCACGGCUCACUAGAGGAGGCCAUGCUUACAGUGGUGAAAUGCACACGGAACCUCCAUAGCUACUUUGCAGAGCAACUCUACUAUGCCAUGAAGGGAGCAGGGACACGGGAUGGCACCCUAAUAAGGAUAAUUGUUUCAAGGAGUGAGAUUGACUUGAAUCUCAUCAAGUGUCAGUUCAAGAAGAUGUAUGGCAAGACCCUCAGCAGCAUGAUCAUGGGAGAUACCAGUGGUGACUACAAGAAUGCCCUACUGAACCUGGUGGGCAGUGACCCCUGA
This is a messenger RNA of Orycteropus afer afer, 1013 nucleotides long. Its product is annotated as annexin A8. Lineage: Eukaryota; Metazoa; Chordata; Mammalia; Tubulidentata; Orycteropodidae. Gene Ontology annotation, molecular function: calcium-dependent phospholipid binding; calcium ion binding. The record is from RefSeq and is a predicted model, not a curated record. Gene Ontology annotation, cellular component: cytoplasm. Gene Ontology annotation, biological process: endosomal transport; negative regulation of serine-type endopeptidase activity; endosome organization.